UAAACCAGAUUCAAAAGUCAAUUUUUCCAAUCGUGUCACUUUGAUACCUUCCUUUAAAUUAAAUUGCUUAAAAUUCACCUCUUCUUCUUCUUCAGCGGCAAGCUAAACAGAGAAUCAACUCGAUAUAAGACCAAGAUGAAGAUGACAUGGAGCAAAAAGAAACCUAAUAAUAAGAGACCCAUUACUCCUCUUUCCCAAAACCUCCCUUUCGAAGUUGAAAUUCCUACUCACGAUUUCACUGUUCCUAAAAACGAAGAGAGUGACUUAAUUUCUCAUUCUAAUGGAGAUGACGAUGAUACAAUAAAGCUUGUCGAAUCCUUUCAAGAACUAGGAAAUAAGCUUGCUGAGGAUGGGAAAUAUCGUGAAGCACUUGGGAAGUGGGAAGCUGCUAUACUUUUGAUGCCAGAUCGUGCAAUUCUGCAUGAACAGAAGGCUCAAAUUUUGCUUGAACUCGGAGAAACAUGGAAUGCACUAAAAGCUGCUACUCGUGCAACUGAGUUGGAACCAAGCUGGGCUGAGGCGUGGAUCACCCUUGGUAGAGCACAGCUGAAUUAUGGCGAGCCUGACAGUGCUAUCGAAAGCUUAGACAGAGCACUAGCCAUCAAGCCGGAUUCUGCUGAGGUGCGUACUGACCGACAAGCGGCCUUGCAUCAUAUUCAGAGGAGAAAACAGUUACAGACAUCAGGUUUGAGCAUGAACCAAAACCGUUUUGCUGUAGUAGACAAAUCUGAGAGCGGUUGAAGGUUUGAAAAAGUAGAGGUAAAACACUGGAGGCUAGGGAAUAUGUACUGCCUCCAUAAUGAUGGGCACUUGACCCCCACAUCUGACUUCAAGUUAUUGUUGCUUAAAAUACUGGUACAGCAACAGAAAGAGUUGUCUAUAUGUGUGCUUGUCAGCAAGGAGAGAAUUCAGAAGGUUGUUUACAAAGAUAAAACUUGAUGCCCCACAGUGAAAUGUCUGCCCAUAAUACUGAUGUAGAGUUACUAUGUAGUCUUUUGACCUCUAAUCUAGAGUUACUUCAUGGUUCUGUUUUUAGUAAGAGAAUUCAGAUUAGUAAAUCAAUACUUUCUGUUGAGUAAAUCAAACGACUGACAUUAUUACGUUUACAAUAGCAUUUCAAAGUUCCUUGCCA
Nicotiana tabacum (common tobacco) is the source of this 1132-nucleotide messenger RNA. RefSeq lists its product as uncharacterized. Gene Ontology annotation, molecular function: protein binding. The record is from RefSeq and is a predicted model, not a curated record. Lineage: Eukaryota; Viridiplantae; Streptophyta; Magnoliopsida; Solanales; Solanaceae.